This is a messenger RNA of Belonocnema kinseyi, 2728 nucleotides long. RefSeq names its product probable protein S-acyltransferase 23 (gene Patsas). Gene Ontology annotation, molecular function: palmitoyltransferase activity; protein binding. The transcript has 10 exons. The record is from RefSeq and is a predicted model, not a curated record. Bases 41 to 1903 code for a protein of 620 amino acids. Lineage: Eukaryota; Metazoa; Arthropoda; Insecta; Hymenoptera; Cynipidae. Gene Ontology annotation, cellular component: Golgi membrane. Gene Ontology annotation, biological process: protein palmitoylation.
GAGCAAGUGUGCGCGGUAUUUUAUUGAUUCGAAUGCGCAAAUGUUAAAACCAGAGAAUCUAGGUCUGAUGCAGCUGGCUCAUCAAAAAAACAAGAUUUCAGUCAAAAGGAUCAAGUUUAAAUCCACUGAAGUGGAUCCCAGCAACACGGAGCUCUCGACGCUUUGCAAGGUAUAUCCCAUAAGCCCUGUCACAGGGCCGGGAUCCGCAAGAUCUGUAUGGGAAUUAAGCCCCGAUCCCGACAUGGUCGGGAAUCUCUCAAACAAUUUGAUCUCUGCAGCUUCAUUAAACAAUCAAGACCAGACGAAAAAUUCCAGAAGUCGAAGAAGAAAUGGUCCAGACGAUAAUGUUUAUGCCGAUGAGGCAACUCCUGGACAAACUCCAUCGGACGAAACUAAACUUGUUUUUGAACUUCUCAGAGCUGGAGAACUGCAAGCAGUUGAAGAGUUGGUUGACAAGAAUGGAUCUUGUAUUCUCAGUGCAAGAGAUGAAUGGGGAUACACGCCAGCUCAUUGGGCAGCUUUGGAUGGGAAUGUUGAAGUCAUGAGAUACAUUAUUGAAAGAAAUGGUCCAGUUGACUUGUCCUGUCUAGGAACGCAAGGUCCGAAACCAAUUCACUGGGCAUGUCGUAAAGGUCACAGUGCCAUUGUUCAACUUCUUUUGAAGUCAGGAGUUGCAGUAAACACAGCAGAUUUCAAAGGCUUGACUCCACUGAUGACAGCCUGUAUGUUUGGAAAAUAUGCAACUGCAGCAUUUCUCUUAGGAUGUGAUGCCUCAGGUCACUUGAUCGACAUAAACGGGGAUUCUGCCUUGCACUGGGCAGCUUACAAGGGCCACCCAGAAUUAAUCAAACUCCUAAUGUACAGUGGGGUGGACCUUGAAAAGCCAGAUCAUUUCGGUUCAACCCCUCUUCACUUAGCCUGCCUAUCAGGAAAUGUCAGCUGUGUUAAAAUUCUUUGCGAAAAAAGCAAAAUCGAACUGGAACCUCGGGACAAAAAUGGCAAAACUCCUUUACAGUUGGCCAAAAGUCAUCAUCACUCCGAGGUUGUGCAAAUCCUCCAGGCUGAGCAGAGAAGAAGAGCCAGAUGGAUUCCACCGAUCAACGAACUCUGGGCAUUGCUGUUCGGCGGUGCGGGAAAUAGUAAAGGACCCUUGCUUUUAUUCAUGGGCUCCGUUCUUUUUUGGGGCUAUCCUAUGUACUUCUUCAAAUGCAUUCCUCUAACAUGGAAUCUUCUUCGAGGCAGCCACUACUGCUUUAUUUAUUGGAAUAUCAUUAUGUGGAUAUCAUGGAUCGUAGCUAAUAGAAAAGAUCCUGGUUAUGUUCCGCAAAAUAGCGACGCAUACUACAGAGUGAUAAGACAAAUUCCGUACUUCGAUAAGUGGAAAAAGAGGAACGUAAUUUUAUCAAAACUCUGCCAUAGUUGCAGAUGCUUUAGACCGCUUAGAGCCAAGCACUGCCGUAUUUGUAAUCGUUGCGUUACUUACUUUGAUCAUCACUGUCCUUUUAUUUACAACUGUAUUGGACUAAGAAACAGAAUGUGGUUCUUUUUCUUCGUAAUGUCCGUGGCUAUCAAUUGUUCAUUCACCGUGUACUUCGCAUGCUACUGCAUUUCAAUCGAAGGAAUUCACUUACUCUACAUUUUAGGCCUAAUAGAAGCUCUUACCUUUUGCGGACUUGGUUGGAUACUUACCUGCACAUUGGUACUACAUGCUUGCAUGAAUCUAACGACGAACGAAAUGUUCAAUUACAAACGUUAUCCGUACUUAAGGGACAAGAAAGGAAGAUACUGGAAUCCUUUCAGCAGAGGUCCAGUUCUCAAUUUCAUCGAAUUUUUCCUCUGUCCCUCUGACCAGUACGCGUACAAUCCUCAAAAUUAUCACAUCUUCUCUGACGAAGUCAUGUAGAAAAAAGCAGAAAAAAAGCCUGACAGCUCUCAUUUCCUAAAACACAUUCCGCACAGAUAUCGUGAUAUUCAAAAACUUACCGGCACAAGAGACACACGACGCUUCUCACUCAUUUCCAGGCUUGUUGCAGAAGUCGGAUUUCAAAAAUCCACGACAUUUACCUGGUUUUCCAGGUCAAUUUUUGACAAUAUUUCUAAGAUUACUUUCUCAAAAAUUCAUUGGUGAAAAUGAACUGCAUGUCUGUUAAUUUUUUGUUCAUUUUUAUAAUAUUAAUAUAAAAUUUUUUCUCAUAAUAUCGCGAAAGGUAAUACAAUAACCUCAAGUUGUAGGCAAGAUGUGAAUUUUAGAAAAAGAACAUUUAUUCUGUAAAUUUUUCGGAUUAAAAAAAUUAAAAUAAUUAAAAUAUAUUGCAAAAAGACGUUAAAUUUCAAAUUUUUCGAAAGAUUGUAAUAACUUUGGAAAUAAUAAACAUUUCGUAUAUUUCUCAGGCUUAUUUUAAAGGUAAGUCUCGACAGUAUUUUACUAAACUUUUCAGAUAUUUUAAAAUCUUUGUCUCUAGAUUCUACCCUGGGGUCAGACUUAGUGCAACAAAUGGACAAAUUUCAUAAAUGUAUAAAUGCAUACUUAAAAAAAUAAGAAUUUAUCGCAUUUUUAAUAAAUUUGAGUAGUAUUUAUACAAAUAUUAGUGAUUUGCAUUUUUUAAAUGUAUGCAGAGUACAAUAAUUUCUGGAAUCUUUUCGACUUCUUUGUGCCAAGUUCGCCCCUAGAGAAGAAUUUAAAGGAAAAAAAACUAUAGAGACUUAACUUUAAACUUAGCAAAAUAAC